This is a messenger RNA of Andrographis paniculata, 759 nucleotides long. RefSeq lists its product as uncharacterized. NCBI's taxonomy places the organism in Eukaryota, Viridiplantae, Streptophyta, Magnoliopsida, Lamiales, Acanthaceae. The record is from RefSeq and is a predicted model, not a curated record. The coding region runs from base 128 to 577 and encodes 149 amino acids. The transcript is spliced from 3 exons.
UAAUAACCAAAGCAGACAAACUAACCCAUCACAAAAAGCAAAGCAAACCCAACCUCACUCACUUCUCUGCCACUGCCCCUCCACUAUAUAUUAAACUGUUCUCUUGUCUUCUCUUCCACCGCCAUUAAUGGCUGCGAAGCUGUCUCGUCUUCUUCUCCAACCAUCUCCUUUUCCAAUUGCAAUUCCGACUCACCACCAUAAUUCAACCUGCACCAGAUUAAAGGCAAUCAGAGGAAGAAGAAGAAGAAGAUCAGCUGCGGUCAAAUGCGCUACUGAUUACGAUGAUAGUGAAGAAAUUCACGCCUUCUCAUCAGUAGAUCUUCAGAUCAGAUCUUCGAUUAACAGCAACAAUAACAUCAACAGCAAGGUUGUGUUCGAAGAUAGAGUGGUUGGGAUUGUUUGCUACAGAGAUGAAGUGAGUGGAGAAAUUACCUGUGAAGGAUACGACGAAGGGCCCCGAUUUUUGCGUCCAAGCAUUUCCAAAUUUGGGUUUAAUCCCAUCGCCAGAUUAGGACCGGAAGUUGGGAUAAUUGAGAUUCUUGAAAGGUGUUGGAUUCAAGAUGUGGACAACAAUUAAUUGACUUCAAUAAUGAUAUUAUUAUCAAUAAUAAAAGACAAUAAUAGAGACAAUAAAAUAUUAUUAUAAUAAAAUAUUAUUGGAGGGUGCGAGUAGAGACAAUAAUUAUAUAUUAUGUAUUCUUAUUUAACGUGUUGUAAAUACUCUCUUCUCCAUCAAAAUGGCCAUUAGUUUUUAUUUUA